Molecule: messenger RNA, 1206 nt
Organism: Hippocampus zosterae (dwarf seahorse)
Lineage: Eukaryota; Metazoa; Chordata; Actinopteri; Syngnathiformes; Syngnathidae
Product: radial spoke head protein 3 homolog
Exons: 1
Coding region: 78-1076 (332 amino acids)
Cellular component (GO): cilium
Source: RefSeq, a predicted model, not a curated record
CUGGUAUGAAAAACUGAGAAAGUCGCCACAAGAACAAAGUGUUAACGCAGAUCGGCUAGUGUCCCCCAUUUGCCACGAUGACUUCAGUCAGUCAACGGGAUAAAAAUGCAACGUACGUGUUCGCCAGUCGGCCCAGGCCGGUCGAGAGCCGCUCAAAGUUCAGCGGGUCCCCCACGGAAAGUCCCCAGUAUGGAAAUAUUAUGUACGACCGACGGGUCAUCCGCGGGAACGUUCACGGUCAACACAUGUUGCCGGCGAAGACAACGAUGCAGGGGGCCGAUAUUCAACAGCAACACCGAUUCCGGAGGAGGUCGGUGGAGUUCAUGAGGUCCAGGGACCACGUCUGGUUCAAGACUCACGACAACCUGCCCGGUAGAAAACACAUUGACGUGCAAACCGACUCCUAUCUGGAGGAGCUGAGUAACAUCCUGGUGACGAAAGAUAUCGACUCGCAAACGGAUCGUUUCUUGGACAGGCCGGCAACGCCGCUAUUCAUCCCCGCCAAAUCUGGCGAAGAUGUCGCCACGCAAAUCGAAGAGGGGGAGUUGUUUGACUUUGACAGGGAGGUGCAACCGGUGUUGGAGGUCCUGGUGGGCAAAACCAUCGAGCAGUCUCUCCUGGAGGUGAUGGAAGAGGAAGAGCUGGCUUGUUUGCGAGCCCAGCAGAGGGCCUUCGAGCAGCUAAGAAACGCCGAGUUGGCCGAAGUGCAGCGACUGCAGGAGCAGGAGCGCCGCCGCAACGAGGAAAAGGAGUGCCGCAUUGCCCAGCAGAAGGAGGCGGUGAGGAAAGAGAAAGAAACGGCCGAGAUGAUCGCCGCCCAAGCGUGCGCGCAGCAGUUCCUCUCCAAACUUUUCCCCGCCGUCUUCGCCUCGCUGAGGAGACACGGUUACUUCUAUGAUCCGGUGGAGCGAGAUAUCGAGGUGAAUUUCUUCCAGUGGCUGAUGGCCGAGGUGAACAACACCCUGGAGAAGAGGAACUCGGCCAGGCUGCUGCUGGACACCAUCAUCCACGACAUCGCCCUGGAGAGGCGGGAUUUCUUCAAGGAUUUGGAGGCCGAACUGGUCCAAUCGGACUAGGAGAGAAAGUGGCCAGGCUAGUCUGCCGGGUCGGGCCUGCGAUUGAUUGACCGAUCCAAUUCAAUAACCUUCAGAGUGGGGCCGACUAUUUUGUUUUUGGCUCGUCAUGUUUUGCUGCCUGCCGCAGCCU